GGGGACAGACAGAACAUUCCAGUGUGACUGUGAAGGAAGACACUGAAACUAUGGAGACAAGUCCAUCUGACUCAAACACCAAGGACAAUGUAGAUGCUGAGGAAGAGGAUGCUCAAACUGUUAAACAGUUGUCGUCAGAAGAAGACACAGAAGACCUUGACCACACAUCUGAGCCACAGUCCUAUGAUCUGGGUUUUAAAAAGGUUUUUAAAUUUGUUGGAUUCAGAUUCACAGUAAAGAAGGAAAAGACGGGGAAAUCUGAACCAGUUCAACUGCUUACUGUAAAAACAGAAACACAAGUCCCUGAAGGAACUGAUGAUCAAAAAGAAGUCGCAUCAGAAGAAGUAGCGAUGCCUGAGGAUGCGCUCCCUGCAGAAGACAACACCAAAGACACACUGAAAAAUGAAAAACCAGAAGAUGAGUCUCCGAAACCACCAGAAGCAAAUGAGACUUGUUCUCAAUCAGCUGCCUCAGCCACUGAUACCGGAUCACCGUUAAGAAAAUUUUUUACUCAGGGAUGGACUGGAUUAAGAAAAAAGAAGAGUUUUAGGAAGCCUCAAGAAGAUGAACUGGAGUCUCCUACAAAAGAAGAGGAGCAAGAAAAGGAGGGGGCAACGUUAACAACUGAAACGAGUGAAAAGGAGGAGAAAUCUGGGUUUGAGAAGCAAGAUGAAGAGAAGAAUGUGACAGUGGUAACUAUUGAAGCGCAUGAGGAGGAGCAAACUGAAGGUGAAAAGCAAGAGUCAAAAAAGACUGUGGCAGCCAUGGGAGUCGAAGCAUGUGAGAAGGAAGAGCUAAUCAAGCAUGAUGAGCAGGGACAAAAAGAGGAUGUAGUAGCAGCAGCAGUUGUUAAAGAAAGUGCAAAGGAGAAAAAAGCUGAAGAAGAUGAUCAAGAAAGGAAACUGGUGGAAGUUCCAGAUCUUGGUAUAAAGGAAGAAAAAACUGAAGAAGGAGAGAAAGAAAGUGAGGUGACAGAGGAACCACUAAAGACAAGGUACGUGGUACCUGUUACUACUGACAGUGUGAAUGGAGAACUGAAAACAUCCUCAGAAGUCCUACCUAUGGGAGAAGAACCGGAGUCAACUGGAGAGGACAGAACUGAAAUAGCCUCUGAAGGGAAACCUGAAGCAGUAUCUUUGGCAAUUGAAACUUCUAGUGAACAGCUUAAAAAAACUGAAGGAAGAGAAGGAAAUAAACCUGCUCCGCUAGAUAAAGAAACUUUUGAUGAAAAAACAGAGGAAAAAGAAUUGAAAAUUUCACCCACAUCAGAAGACAUCACUGGAAAGUUAGACACUCAAGGAAAAGCUCAAGAUGGAACCACAGAGAAGAAGGAAAGCAAAGAGCAUGAGACAAAACUGAGUCCGAGUGCUCCUGGAUUUAAGUCCUUUUCUACUUCUGAACGUUCAGUUGACACUACAGAGAAUGAUCAACAGUCACUCAGACCCACUGAGGAAAGUCUACAGGGAAAAACUGAUGUGGUUAUGACUGAUACUCUCAAACCAGAUGAAAUAACCACAGAAAUAACUCCUGAAGAGGCAGCUGGAAAGAGGCCUCCAGAAGGCAUCACAAAUGAAGCUGAAUUGCUGUCAUCUCAAGAAAAAACUAAACUGCAAGGCAGCCCUUUAAAGAAACUCUUUACAGGUACCGGAUUAAAAAAACUGUCUGGAAAGAAGCAUAAAGGCAAAAAAGAAGAAUCUAAGUCAGGGGAACAGGGUGAACUAAAUCAGCACUUAUCAGAUUCCCCAGAUAGCCCGGAGGAACAAAAGGGUGAGAGUUCUGCUUCUUCUCCUGAGGAGAUGAAUGAAAUUCCUUCUUUGGAAAAACCUGUAGAUGGAACACAGGUCACUGAAAAUGAAGAUGCUGCAGUUUCAGAUGUGGAGCGAAAAAGAGAAAGUGUUACGCCCUGGGCAUCGUUUAAAAAGAUGGUGACUCCCAAGAAGCGUGUCAGAAGACCUUCUGAAAGUGAUAAAGAAGAAGAAACUGAUAAGACAAAGAGUGCUGCAGUGUCUGCAACUGAAAAUGCUGUUGAUGAAAAUCAGGGAGAAUUAAAAGAAAAUGGGAUGGACCAGAAACCAGAGAAAGCCACAGAAGAGCCCAAAAGAAAGGUCGACACCUCUGUGUCCUGGGAAGCUUUUAUAUGUGUAGGCUCUUCAAAGAAAAGAGCCAGGAAAUCAUCAUCAUCUGAUGAAGAAACUGAACAUAAGCUUGGUCAAGAAAGCCAAAAAGUGGAAGAAUCUGGACAGAGCAAAGAAACGGCAACAGAUGCAGUUCUUACUAGUUCUCAGGAGAGUGAUCAAGGACAAGGGAAUUCUUCCCCAGAACAAGCUGGAAGCCCAUCCGAAGGUGAAGGUAUUUCAACAUGGGAAUCAUUUAAAAGGUUAGUCACUCCAAGAAGGAAAUCCAAAACCAGAAUGGAAGAGAGAACUGAAGACUCUGUUGUGGGAUCUAGCCUGGAGCAUUCAACAUCAGAUGGUGAGCCUGGAAAAGAUGAAUCAUGGGUUCCAUUUAGAAAACUGAUGCCUGGGCGUAGGAAGAAAAAGUCAGAUGGGAAACCGGAACCAACUCAUCUUACACAGACAAGAGAAGACAUGGCAGAAACAACUGAAGAAGAUUCAGAUAUUCCAGCUGUUGUUCCUUUAUCCGAGUAUGAAGCAGCAGAGCAGGAGAAAAUUGAAGCCCAGCAAGUGAAAGAUACCGAAGCAAUGAAAGAACCAACCUCAGAGGAAGAGAGAGCAGAAAAAUUAGAGGAACAUGAAGGGCUGGUACAUGCAGUUACUGUUACCGUUGUGGAAGGGGAAAGGGCAGUUACCAGUAUUGAAGAAAGGUCACCAUCUUGGAUAUCGGCUGCUCUGACAGAGUGCGUUGAGCGGGCAAAAGAAGAGGAAGAGAAAGAAACCGAGAAAACAUGUGAAUCAGAUGUUGCUGUGGAAGAAGCAGUGGUAGCUGCUGAGACAGCACCAGAGACAAGAAAGGAUAUAAGUGAUGACACCACAGCAAGUGAGCUAGAGCUAACCUCAGAAGUAGUGACUGCUCUGGAGGAGACAGCAGAAGCUUCCUGCGCUGAAGAAACAAUGGAAGUGUCCAUUGCUGAGGAGACAACUGAAAUGGUUUCUGCUGUUUCACAGUUGUUAGAAACCCCAGAUACUACAGAGGAAGUGACACCCGUACAAGAAGUAGAGGCCACUGAACAGAAUUUAAAAGAAUUAGACAAACAGACAGAAAAAGUUCUUCACGAAGUUGCUGAAAGAGUCAAGUCAGCAGAUGUAGCCCAGCUGGUUAGUGAAAGAACUGUGACACCAACUGUAAUUACAACAGUGCAAGGAAUUGAGUCAAAAGUGGAAGGUGAUGCUAAAGAUGGGAAAGUUACAGUUCAGGAAACUGUUUUGCUUGAACAGUCCUUGAAAAAAGAAGAGCACAAGGAGGAUGACCUCCAGGCCCUGGAAAGUGCAGGGAGCAUUCAGGGCCAAACCAGAGCUGAAGAGAGUGUUCUACAGGAAGGUUCAGAGAGAAGUGAGAUACCUGCUGCAACAAAAGAAAGCACAGAAGGAUAUGAAAAUGUAGAUGUAUUGAGAGAUGAAAGCCAAUGGCAGACAUGUGAAGAACCAGUAGUAGAAGACCAUGAAGAAAUAUCUGAAGUUCAGAGGACAGUAGAGGAACCUUCAUCACAAGAUAGAGACUUUAAUAUUAUCAAAGCAGCUACUCCCGAGGAAGAGCCGUUUACAAAGCAGGAGCCUUCAGAACAGGAGAAACUGCCCAUAACGGAUUCGACAGUAGAUGAGAGAGGAGAUGAACAUACUCCAGAAGUGCAGACUGCAGUGCAGGACAAGACAGAGGAUGAAACCUCUACCUUGGGGCUUCCAGCUGAAGAGCCUGUGCAGCUUGAAGGAGAGGACAAAACCCUCACGGUGGGACAAGAGUGCACAGAAGCAGCUGUCACUGUGGUCCCCAUUAAACCUGAAAGACAAGAUGAAAUUCCUGACUUAGACUCACAAGAACAAGCUUAUACUGAAGGAGUUCCUAGCAGGGUAUCUGCUCAGAGGGAGGAAGAUGGAGAUGAUGCUGUGAUCCUUGGAGUAAAAAGCACAGAAGUCACUGUUACUGAGGUUCCUUCACAGAAUGAGGUAAAAACUUCUGCCCCUCCUUCAGAAACAAUUGGCUCAGAAGCAGCUGCAGAUGCUGAGCAGAGUGUGAGGGAUGAGGCUGGCAGGCAGGUUACAGCAAAAGAUUCUGUGCCCAUCCUAGAGCCACAAUGCAGAGAAGAAACAACUGAGACCCCUUCCCAGAGUGAUGAAACUGAAGGUGGCAAAAUGGAAGAAGCUAUGCUGGAAACUGAAACACACUUAGAGAGCGACACCACUAUCACUGAGGCUCCCGCUCAGGCUGAAGCAGACAGUGUAUCUAAUUUAGCACCAGCAUGCCCAGAUAUCACUGAAAAUGGAAGCACUUUUCUUACUGACAUAAGUCCUAAGAAAUGUGAAACACUAAGCAGCUUAGUUGAAGAAGAAACUGUGGAGGAAGAAGAACAACUCAUAGAAACCUCCACCUGUCAAGACUUCCAGAAAGAAGAUAACAAAAAUGAGCAAUUGAUGGAAGGAGCUAAAGAAGUAUUUGAAUCUGGAAAACAAGAAGCUGUGAGUGGUGAUGAAUGUUCAACUGCUGUCCAGCAAGAGGUUUUAACUGUGCAAGAGGAAGGCUCUGACUCAGCCUUCCUACAAGCUGAAAGCUUGGAGCCCUUGAAAGCGCCUGUGCCUGUAGCAACUGCAGCAGUUGAAGAGCACGUCGUGGCCGAAGCCAUAACACCUGCAGAUACGACAGCUGAAACUGUGCAGCCCUUGGCAACCCCACCAGACCAAAUGGCUUCUGAAGAGGUCCCAGUUACUACUGUUGAAUAUUCAAGCUGUGGGACUGCAGAGCUUGGCAGUACAGGAGCACCUGAGCCUCGGGUAACUCCUGCUUCCAUGAAUGGAAUAUCGGAGGAGCAAGAGAGGCCCCAGAGUACAGGACAACCCAAACACAAUGGUAUUCCUCUAAGUGACAGCCUGUCUGUCAGCCACACGGAAUUUGAGCAGGAUGUUGUUCCGACUGUGACUAUAGAGACCCAGAGUACGAAAAUCGUAUUGAAUGCCAUCCAGACAGCUGUCCACAAACUUGAAGAAACAGAAGUGUCAGCUGCCUUUGAGUCAGACCAGCACAUUAAGUCCACAGGGAAAAGCUCAUCAGAUACAAAUACACCUGAAUUUCUGGAAGGUACACAGGUGGAUCAUCAGCCUCCAGUAAAAGAGGAAGAGAUACGGAGUAAAGAACAAAAGCUCCAGGAACCAGGAACAGUGAAAACGGCGACCUUAACAGAGUCUGCAGAAAUUCAUGCAACUGUAGAAACAACAAAAGACAUGCUGAUAAUUUCUGAGAUGCUGAAAGAUGGACAAAGUCCGAAUUCUUUAACAAUUGUCACUAGCCCUGAAGAUGUUCCAAGGGAAGGUGUGAGACUUCAGAAAUCAACGCUAGAACUGACUACUUCGGAAGAGUCAACCAAAGACCCCUUGGACAUACAUGCACCAAAAUUAAAGGAAAAAGAGGUUGGGCAGAUUAUGGAAAUCCCAGACCAACAUACAGGUCAGCAAACAUGUAGAGAAAGUGAGGAAGAACAACAUCAGCCACCAGUGGAAGAUGGGAAAACAGAGACAUGGGAAGAUGGCAGUUACCAAGAAGAAACAUCUUGUGAUAGUCCGCAGAGUCAGAACUCGGUGGCUCCUGAGGCCUUGAAU
Messenger RNA from Antrostomus carolinensis (chuck-will's-widow), 5765 nucleotides. It is a transcript of the gene AKAP12, whose product is annotated as A-kinase anchoring protein 12. Gene Ontology annotation, molecular function: calmodulin binding; protein kinase A binding. NCBI's taxonomy places the organism in Eukaryota, Metazoa, Chordata, Aves, Caprimulgiformes, Caprimulgidae. Gene Ontology annotation, cellular component: cytoplasm. Gene Ontology annotation, biological process: regulation of protein kinase C signaling; signal transduction. The record is from RefSeq and is a predicted model, not a curated record.